GGGGGACCACAGAACGCGUCACACCCGGAAGCGGAGAGCCGGAAGUGGGGUUGGACAGGUUAUCCCCAGGGGUGGGGCAGCGGAGGCCCAGGAGGAGGGGGAAAAAGAAGGUGGAGGAACCUGGCUACUAAUCUGAAUCCGAUACGGAUUCUCUUAGACCUCAGAGACACAGAAAAGAGAGAAGGGUGCCUCAUCCCCCUUCCUCCCCUCCUUCCUCUCCUCAGCCUUAGCCAUGGCGGAGGCAGGGGCCGGGCUGAGUGAGACCGUCACUGAGACAACGGUUACCGUGACAACCGAGCCCGAGAACCGGAGCCUAACCAUCAAACUUCGGAAACGGAAGCCAGAGAAAAAGGUAGAAUGGACGAGUGACACUGUGGACAACGAACACAUGGGGCGCCGCUCAUCAAAAUGCUGCUGUAUUUAUGAGAAACCUCGGGCCUUUGGCGAGAGUUCCACGGAGAGUGAUGAGGAGGAAGAGGAGGGCUGUGGUCAUACACACUGUGUACGGGGCCACCGCAAAGGACGGCGUCGUGCAACCCCGGGACCAAGCCCCACCACCCCUCCGCAGCCUCCUGACCCCUCCCAGCCCCCUCCAGGGCCAAUGCAGCACUAAAUUCCUCUCUCCCCCACCAUUCCUGUGUCUGUCUGGCCCUGAAUGUAUUCAUGUGGCUCCUUGGGGACUAAACCCAUGUUUGAUCCCUUCUCCAGCCCCUUCCUCCCCUCUCCGGAUAGAAGGAAACAGGAGAGGAGGGUGGACAGAGAUCCCGGAAUUCUGAUUGCUGCUAUUCCAGAGCCCAGGCUUCUGGGUUCUCCGAGUCCUCAUUUCUCUUCCCAGUACCCAGCUUCCUCUCUCCAGGGAUCCAGGCAUCUUGGUCCCAAUCUCUUCCCUUUGUUCUCACUGCCAAACUGCCUGUCCUGGGAUCCAGUUAUCCUGGCCCCAUGCACUCUCCACUUGAGUCCCAAACAGUUAAACUGGGUUUCCAACAGCCCCAGCUUUCACUGCCAGGGUCCUAGUCAGAUUCCAGGCAACCUCGGCCCAGCUACGCUUGUUACCCCUGGCUUAGAGCUCUUCCACUGCUGUCUUUACGUAAUGCUAACUCUUAGUCCUGGCCUGUGGGAUUGUGAGGUCUUAUGAGAGACCUCAGGGCGCUCUUUCCUUCCUCUCCUGCCCACUCCCCUCAUGCCCUUAAGAGAAGUUAGGAGGGAGAGAGGACUUUGUCAUGCUCACCUUUAAUGGGUAAUGGAGAAAAAAAUAAAAAAAGUCAUAUCCUCUCUCCUCUUCCUUCUCACAUGACCUAGGGUUUCUGACAAAGCUGGCUUCAAGAUCAGUCACUUGCAGCCAACUGUUGGCCUUUGGUCUUCCAGGUUAGGAGACAGAUCCAUCAGGGUCCCAGGGAGAGGAAGGAAAAGGGAGGGAGCAAAGAGAUGGGGGUUUGUCCCCUGUGCUGCACUCUUACCCCUUCCUUCCUAAGCAUUGGUGUCUCUGCCAGCCCAGGUGUCCAGCUCUCUUGGCCCUCUGCACCCCUUCCCGGGAUCUGGAUGUCAUUUUCCAGGCCUCUUGCCAUGCACAGUUGCAGAGAUCAAAUCCAUACCACCACCACUGAGAUCUCAUUUAUUGCCACAGAUGCACAAAAUAAAUAACCCAACAUCACAAAACGUGUUAAA
Molecule: messenger RNA, 1665 nt
Organism: Phacochoerus africanus (Common warthog)
Lineage: Eukaryota; Metazoa; Chordata; Mammalia; Artiodactyla; Suidae
Gene: PPP1R11
Product: protein phosphatase 1 regulatory inhibitor subunit 11
Exons: 3
Coding region: 233-613 (126 amino acids)
Cellular component (GO): nucleus
Molecular function (GO): protein serine/threonine phosphatase inhibitor activity; protein phosphatase 1 binding
Source: RefSeq, a predicted model, not a curated record